Molecule: messenger RNA, 835 nt
Organism: Drosophila ficusphila
Lineage: Eukaryota; Metazoa; Arthropoda; Insecta; Diptera; Drosophilidae
Gene: strat
Product: guanine nucleotide exchange factor MSS4 homolog
Exons: 2
Coding region: 78-446 (122 amino acids)
Biological process (GO): small GTPase-mediated signal transduction; post-Golgi vesicle-mediated transport
Cellular component (GO): membrane; cytosol
Molecular function (GO): zinc ion binding; guanyl-nucleotide exchange factor activity
Source: RefSeq, a predicted model, not a curated record
UGUUUCAAUGUGCUGUUCAAUACUGGUGUAUAUGCAUUUCUUUCGACUACAAUAAUUAAAAGAUAAAUCCUUCAAAAAUGACAGAUGAAGCUGAUUUCAGCGACCAAAUAGCUGAUGGAAAGAACAAGACCAAUGUGCGCUGUCAGUUUUGCAAUAGUUUGAUGCUUAAGGCGCAGGAGGGCACCCACAGCCAGGAGGAAGUGGAUGUGCCUCUGAUGAUGCAGAAACAGGACAAGACGGCUGACAAUUUAAACAGCGAGCCACUAAAGGACUUCUGGCUGGUCAAGGACAUGAUGAUGUUCGAAAAUAUUGGGUUCUCAAACACGGUGGAUGGCAGGAAGUUUUUGGUUUGUGCGGAUUGCGAAAGAGGACCAGUGGGGUAUCAUGAUCUGAGCACCCGCCACUGUUUCCUGGCCCUUAAAAGGGUGGUCCACAAGGACUCAUAGCUUCCAAAUCCAUAACUUUUGCCAUCUAAUUGAUUGUAUUGUAAUUUAUGUCCAUGGUGGAAAUGGAUGGGUUGCAUUUAACGAUUUACCAUUUCCACAACUUUAGUUUAAUUUAGCAAAGUCUUGCAUUAAAUACCUCAAAUAUUAUUUUUUUUGCAUAAGAUGAAGAAGGAAAACGACACAUGCUUCUUAUAUUUAGAUUUUGUCGAUUUUAUAUUCAAGCAAAAUAAUGCAAGUAACUUUGCGAGGUUCAAUAAGUUAACAUUUUUUUACUUUAUUAAAAUUAGCAAUGGUAGUAAAUCAAAUUAUUUGUAUUAAUUUUCGCAUUGUAUUUAAUAAAAUGUAUUCAAAUACAGUUAAUCAAUGUAAUAAAGUGGUUUGAAAAUGAA